AUGGCACGGAAACGUGCUCCGUCAAACGUGUCCAUGACCUCGGAGCCAGCCCGAGACCAGGAGCUCGGGGGCAUGUACGACUACCUCGCAAAGGUGAUACUGCUGGGUCCUAGUGGAUGUGGAAAGUCUUGUUUACUGCACCGCUUCGUAAAGAAUGAGUGGCGAAUACUAUCCUCUCAGACUAUCGGCGUUGAGUUCGCCUCAAAGAUUGUCAAGAUCGGCACAGGCACACGUAGAAAACGGAUAAAACUGCAGCUCUGGGAUACGGCAGGUACUGAACGCUUCCGGUCCGUCUCACGGUCUUACUAUCGCGGCGCCGCUGGUGCCAUCCUCGUCUACGACGUCUCUUCGAUCGCCUCCUUCCAAGCCCUCCCAACCUUUCUUAACGAUGCACGCGCUCUGGCAUCUCCAGAUCUUACUGUUAUCUUGGCUGGUAACAAGGCAGAUAUAGAAAAUGAAAGUGUAGAUCCGCUGCCUCCCCACACGCCUUCGAGCUUGUCCUCGAAAUCGUCAUCAAUGUAUUUGAACGACAAUUACUCAGCAUCGUCACCCACACCAAGAACACCGAAGGUAUCGAGAAGUUACUCUGGUCUGGGAACACAAUCUACAAUGAGUACUGCGCCAUACGGUCGCGAGGUCCCCGUCGAGACUGCUUCGCGAUGGGCAGGAUCACCCGCGGUGUCUAUACCAGUAUGUGUGGAAGUCAGUGCCUACACUGCAGAUGGGGUGGAUGAGCUAUUCAAUAGACUGGCUCGGAUGAUAUUGACAAAGAUUGAGCUAGGAGAGAUUGAUCCAGAUGAUCCAGCGAGUGGAAUACAAUACGGCGACAGUGGGGGAUUCUGGGGAGAAGAUGGAGGGAGCAUAAAGAGUGGAACAAGCAUGAGCUUCGACGAUGGAGGCACGCGGAGAAGAAGGAGGAAAGGGAAGCAGGGGACGGUUUCCUUGGGCGACUGGGGAGAUGUCUUUAGGAGGCCAAGAAGAGGUGGAUGCUGUUGA
This is a messenger RNA of Pseudovirgaria hyperparasitica, 996 nucleotides long. RefSeq names its product ras-domain-containing protein. Bases 1 to 996 code for a protein of 331 amino acids. The record is from RefSeq and is a predicted model, not a curated record. Gene Ontology annotation, biological process: regulation of endocytosis. The transcript is spliced from 5 exons. Gene Ontology annotation, molecular function: GTP binding; GTPase activity. Gene Ontology annotation, cellular component: endosome. Lineage: Eukaryota; Fungi; Ascomycota; Dothideomycetes; Acrospermales; Acrospermaceae.